AAGGAAAGCAAGACAACAUGGCUGCCGAAAUGGAGAAGUUGGUUACAUAUGUUACAGAAGGAAUUGAAAAGCAAGAUCCUACUGUAAUAGGGAUUCUUGUAGCCCUUCUGGUUGUCGUCAUUACAUUGGUAUUGUUAGCUGUGUUCAAAAGUUCUUCCAAUAAACGAAGUGGAAUUCUUGUUAUUGGUAUUUGUGAUGCUGGUAAAACUCUUCUUUAUAACAGAUUGGUUUAUGGACGUUAUGCCAAUACCUUCACAUCAAUGAAAGCUAAUUCUAGUUCUUAUACAGUUCCUAAUAAAAAUAAAAGUUUAAGAAUGUUAGAUUUGCCUGGCUAUGAUAGGAUUAGAGCACCAAUAUUAGAUGAAACUAAAUCUCUAGCAAGAGGGAUAAUAUUUGUAGUUGAUAGUUCAACAAUUUCUAAGGAAAUCAAAGAAGUGGCUGAAUAUCUGUAUACCAUACUCAGUGACGAUGUGAUAUCCCACAAUUCUCCACCAAUAUUAAUAGCCUGUAAUAAACAAGACUUGACCGUUGCUAAAGGGUCAAAGGUCAUUCGAUCACAGCUUGAAAAAGAAAUGAACACUUUAAGAGUAACAAGAUCUGCUGCGUUACAGGGUCUGGAAUCUACAGGAAAUAACAACUCCUUCCUCGGCAAACGAAAUAAAGAUUUUGAAUUUUCAGAUUUAAAGACAUUUAAUAUAGAAUUUGUAGAGUGUAGUUGUGGGAAGGAUGAAGAAUCAAAAUCUAGUCUAGAAGAAGUCCAGUCAUGGCUACUGACAGUAGCUUAAUUAAGACUUAAUAUUAAAAUUCCGUCUUUGAAAUUAGUUGACAUGGCUAAAAUCUUAAUUCAAUGCAGUUAGCUUUUUAUAGACCCAAUUUCAUUGUUGAAGUUUAGAUAGCUGAUAACAAGGCAUAUUUUGGUUUUAUUUUGAAAAUAUUGUGAGCUGAUUUGUCCCACCUGUUACUGUUAUAAAAUGACUUUGAAAAUGUCAAUCAUGUGUAUCUAAUAUUGUUAAAAAUAUAUCACUUCAUUGGCCAGAAAAAUCCAAAUAUAUAAAACAUAAACAGAAAUGUUUACAGUCAUUUUUCAGAUUGAAGUUUUUUUUGUUUUAGGGAAAUGGUUAUUUUUGUUAUAUUAGUGUUGUAUAAAGUGUUGUUUUGUCAUUUGAUCAUGAGUGUAAAUAAAUAUCUUGUCAUUUUA
Lottia gigantea (owl limpet) is the source of this 1198-nucleotide messenger RNA. RefSeq lists its product as hypothetical. The record is from RefSeq and is a predicted model, not a curated record. Gene Ontology annotation, cellular component: cytoplasm; plasma membrane. Gene Ontology annotation, molecular function: GTP binding. NCBI's taxonomy places the organism in Eukaryota, Metazoa, Mollusca, Gastropoda, Lottiidae. The transcript has 7 exons. Gene Ontology annotation, biological process: intracellular protein transport; vesicle-mediated transport. Bases 18 to 785 code for a protein of 255 amino acids.